UUCUAUGAUGCACUGACAUUUAAAAAUCAAUAAUAAGUUAUAAGAAAAUAAAAGUGAUUGAAAAAAACUGUGUGUUGGUGUUUUAUCGAUUUUGGACAUUGACAUGUGAUAGAUACCAAACACACUUUCGAUUUGAUAUAUUGGUACUACAAAUUUGAAGACUAGGUUCUUCAAAUUUUUCUCAAUUUGUAAAACAAAUUUUAAAUGAAUUCCAAAUGUCACAUUGUCUAUGUACCAUAGACAUUUGAAAUUUAAGAAGUGUUCCCUGUCAGACACAAGUUUGAGUUAGACAUUGACACAACACCAACACAGGAAAUGAAGAUCAGUUAAGGUCAAAACUUGGAGCUACAACAACUUACAAACAUUUAGCACAAAACAAGCAACCAUGAAAUUCCAACAAUCCUUUCUUGUUCAAUUUGUUCUUAUAAGCUUCAUAUUAUCUCUGUUUAACUUAAUCAUAGCUGACUUAAACUCAGACAGAAAAUCUCUCCUUGAGUUUUCUUCUACUCUCCAACAUGCACCAAGAUUAAACUGGAAUGGCUCAACACCAAUUUGCACAUGGAUUGGUGUAACAUGCAACCAAAAUGAGAAAAAUGUCAUAAGCAUCCAUCUUCCAGGAAUUGGAUUAAAAGGCUCUAUUCCAAACAACAGCAGCCUAAGGAAACUUGAUUCCCUUAAAAUCCUAAGCCUUCAUUCCAAUGACCUUAGUGGAAACCUUCCUUCUAACAUUCUCUCUAUACCUUCUCUCCAAUAUGUUAACCUUCAACACAAUAACUUCACAGGCCUAAUCCCUUCUUCUAUCUCACCUAAAAUCAUUGCAUUAGAUCUUUCCUUUAACUCUUUCUAUGGAAAAAUCCCUUCUUUCAACCUUCCAAGGCUCAAGUAUUUGAAUUUGAGCUAUAAUAGCUUGAAUGGUUCAAUUCCAUCUUCCAUCAAUCAAUUCAACUUCACUUCUUUUGUUGGUAACUCUCUCUUGUGUGGUCCACCUCUCAAUCAUUGUUCUACAAUCUCUCCUUCUCCUUCUCCAAAUCCAUCAACUAAACAAAAUUCAAAGACUAAAACUUCAAAGAAACACUUUGGAGUAGCUUCUAUACUUGCUUUUGCAGUUGGUGGAUGUGCCUUUCUUUCUCUCAUAGUUUUGGUGAUCUUUGUGUGCUUUUUGAAGAGGAGAAAGAGUAAAAGAAGUGAUGAUAUAGUGAAAGGAAAGGCAACACCAUCAAGUGGUGGAAAGACUGAGGAUUUUUCAAUUUCAAAGAGUUUUGGAAGUGGAAUGUUGGAUGGUGAGAGGAACAAAUUGUUCUUCUUUGAAGGUUGUUCUUAUACAUUUGACCUUGAAGAUUUAUUGAAGGCUUCAGCUGAAGUACUUGGAAAAGGAAGUUAUGGAACAACAUAUAAGGCUACAUUGGAGGAAGGAAUAACAGUUGUGGUUAAAAGGUUGAGGGAAGUUGUGGUUGGAAAGAAGGAGUUUGAACACCAAAUGGAGGUUGUUGGAGGAAUUGGAAGAAACCCUAAUGUCAUAACACUUAGAGCUUAUUACUAUUCCAAAGAUGAGAAACUUCUUGUUUAUAAUUACUUUCCAGGAGGGAGCUUGUUUUCCUUACUUCAUGGAAACAAGGGUGUAGCAAAAACUCCAUUAAACUGGGAUUCAAGAAUGAAGAUAGCACUAGGAGCUGCAAAGGGAAUUGCUUCCAUCCACACACAAGUAGGUUCAAAGUUCAUUCAUGGAAACAUCAAAUCAACCAAUGUACUCAUAACACAAGAACAUGAUGGCUGCAUCACUGAUGUUGGACUAACUCCACUAAUGAACACAUCACCAACCAUGUCAAGAUCCAACGGCUACCGUGCUCAAGAAGUCACCGAAUCGAAAAAGAUCACAAAUCAAAAGAGUGAUGUUUACAGCUUUGGUGUUCUCCUUCUUGAAAUACUCACAGGGAAAACUCCAUUGGGAUACUCUGGCUAUGAUCAUGACAUGGUUGAUCUUCCAAGGUGGGUGAAGUCUGUGGUUUCUGAGGAAUGGACAGCUGAAGUUUUUGAUGAGGAGUUAUUGAGAGGAGGAGAAUAUGUUGAAGAGGAGAUGGUGCAGAUGCUUCAGAUUGCACUUUCUUGUGUUUCAAAGGUGGUAGAUAAUAGACCAACAAUGGAUGAAGUUGUUAGAAGCAUAGUUGAAAUUAGGUUUCCUGAGUUGAAGAAUGUUACAUCUUCUGAGUCUGAAUCUAAUGUACAAACACCAAGACAUGAAGUUUUGAUUGCCAACUUUUGAUAAUGAGAGAAAGAGAGAAGAAAACUAUAUAUAAUGUUUCAAAUUCCAUGUUUCUUUAUGUUGGUCAUUCAAGUUUUUUCUUUUCCAUUUCAAAGAUCUAGCUUGUUUUCUUCUUUGAUGUUA
Cicer arietinum (chickpea) is the source of this 2383-nucleotide messenger RNA. Its product is annotated as probable inactive receptor kinase At5g58300. Lineage: Eukaryota; Viridiplantae; Streptophyta; Magnoliopsida; Fabales; Fabaceae. Gene Ontology annotation, biological process: protein phosphorylation. The record is from RefSeq and is a predicted model, not a curated record. Gene Ontology annotation, molecular function: ATP binding; protein binding; protein kinase activity.